UCUGUCAGAGCGUCACAUCAGUGUCAGUAGAGCUCAUCUAACCAAGAUAGAAGACCACAACAUCAACCUACAGUCACCCUUCAUCUGUUGGACAGACUAAGUUAUACACCAUGUACUUAGCUUCCAACCUCUACACUGUAAUGGUGUUGUGUGGGCUGGUAAUGACGAUGUUUGGGGCCGAGGCUGCCCCCCAUGCUCCCCCACUGGGGGACAAGACAGUGACAUUGGUUCUGGACUCCAAGACCAUUCUUCCUAGUCAUCCUAUCAGACCCCUCCAUGACCACUCAACCUCGCCAUGGACUUACAACACUACCCAUUACAAGGAUCUCUAUCCACCCACUAUCCAUCAAGCUCAUUGUUCCCUCAACGGCUGUCUGGACAAGGAGGGACGUGAGAACCUCACCUUUGAGUCCAAACCCAUUCUGCACCAGAUCCUGGUCCUACGCAGGGUAUUGGGGACCAUCGGAGGCAACUACCGCUACCGCCUGGAGACCAUGGUGAUCCCUGUGGGUUGUACCUGCGUCAAUCCAAGCAUCAAGGUCCAACAGUAGGCUGAAAAUGAAUACACCCUGAAUCUGCUGGUUAUAUAUGGAAUUAGUUUUAGGUUAAUUUAUUCUAAUGUUGGAAUUUUUCUGGGGCUUCACAGAUCAACUGUGGACCAGAAUACAGGUAUUCUGAACUCAAGUAAAAUAGGUAGUAUAAUGAAAAAAUUAUUUAAUAUUAAGAAUGCAUCUACAACCUUUGGGAGUGUUCAAUGGUUUUUAAUUUACUUUGUGAACUGUCCUAAACACCCUGUAUUUGUGGGUUAUUUUUGUAAUUUAUUUGUACAAAGUAG
Messenger RNA from Hypomesus transpacificus, 835 nucleotides. RefSeq names its product interleukin 17a/f1 (gene il17a/f1). Gene Ontology annotation, molecular function: cytokine activity. Gene Ontology annotation, biological process: inflammatory response. Bases 111 to 551 code for a protein of 146 amino acids. The record is from RefSeq and is a predicted model, not a curated record. The transcript has 3 exons. NCBI's taxonomy places the organism in Eukaryota, Metazoa, Chordata, Actinopteri, Osmeriformes, Osmeridae. Gene Ontology annotation, cellular component: extracellular region.